AUUGUGCAAGGAAGAUUCGCGUGCCGAGUACCGACUAUUCCGUUUCGCAGUGGAAGAAUACAAACGUGAGUUUCUAACUAUUUGCGAUUGCUCUGUUCCCGAGGGCGAGGAUUUUUUCCUUUUGUUUCCUCCCACGUCUUUGGAAUAUUAUCAGCAUCAGACAUCAGCGUAUCACGCGGGUCAAAUAGUCAAAGGUUAAAGAAAGUUCAAGUUUCGAUCUGUUUGUUAAUACGAUGUUGUGCUCAUCGCAUGACCUUGGACUUCACUUCACUUCUAUUAGAUUGUCUCGCCACGUUAGGUUAUACAGUAAUAAUGGAAGCUGUAAAUUUUGUCAUAAGCUCGUGCGUGGUGAUCGAUUAUGUUUUGUUGCCAUCAGUUUUUCGCCACGUGGUUUGAGGCAGGAUACUUCAGCUCUGCUUUCCAGAUUACAUGUUCCACUUAGGCAUGUAUCUUUGAGAUGUAAUGCUUUGCCGUGUCGGUGUUCCUUAAUGCCACCGGCUGGAGGGUGUGAGGCCCCACUUGUGAAAGUGGCUGCUGUUUCUUUGUCAAGGUCAUAUAAUGCCAUAGCAGGAAAACCAAGUGUGAUUCAAUUGAUCCCUGCCCUUGGUAUCAUUGGCUUUGCUGUUUUUGGUCUUGAGCCACUCCUGCGUCUGAGCAGGAAUUUGUUUCUCCAAGAAAGAACUGAUAAAAGUUGGAAGAAAAGUAGUUCACAUUAUAUUUUGACUUCUUAUCUUCAACCUUUGCUGUUGUGGACUGGGGUAAUGCUUAUCUGCAGGGAUUUAGAUCCACUAGUCCUACCAUCAGAAACCAUUCAGGCUAUGAAGCAACGGCUUCUAAGUUUUCUAAGAUCUUUGUCAACGGUGCUUACAUUUGCUUACUGUUCUUCAAGCUUAAUUCGACAAGCACAAAAAUUUUGCAUGGAGAGUAAUGACUCCAGUGAUGGAAGAAACAUGGGCAUUGAUUUUACUGGGAAAGCUAUAUAUACUGCAAUAUGGGUUGCUGCUGUGUUGUUGUUCAUGGAGUUGUUGGGUUUCUCCACACAGAAGUGGUUGACUGCUGGUGGUUUGGGCACAGUAUUGCUUUCCCUUUCUGGUCGUGAGAUAUUUACGAACUUCCUGUCAAGUGUAAUGAUUCAUGCAACUCGGCCAUUUGUUGUAAAUGAGCGGAUUCAAACAAAAAUUAAAGGAUAUGAGGUUAACGGUAAAGUUGAGCAUGUAGGCUGGUGGUCACCAACAAUAGUUAGAGGUUCCGAUUGUGAAGCAGUUCAUAUUCCUAAUCACAAAUUGAGUGUAAAUGUUGUGAGGAAUCUUAGUAAGAAAUCUCAUUGGCGUAUCAAGACUCACCUUGCUAUAAGUCACAUGGAUGUUAACAAGAUUAAUAGUAUUAUAGCUGAUAUGCGCAAGGUUUUGGCCAAAAAUCCUCAAGUAGAGCAGAGAAAGUUGCACAGACGGGUUUUUCUAGAGAAUAUUGAUCCAGAAAAUCAGGCUCUUAUGAUAUUAGUAUCUUGCUUUGUUAAAACUUCACGUUCUGAAGAGUACCUCCGUGUAAAGGAGGCAAUUCUCUUGGAUCUUCUCAGAGUUAUCAGUCAUCAUGGAGCUCGGCUAGCCACACCCAUCCGCACAGUUCAGAAGAUGUGCAGUGAUUCUGAUUUAGAUAUUUAUCCAUUUGAUGACACUAUUCCCACUCGUUCUAGAUCAAAGAAAAACCAUAAUUUUCCACUGAUAGAUCCACCUUAUAUAGUUAAGCCUUCAACUAUUACAAAUGAGGACAAAGAUGACUGGAUCGAUGAAACCUUGGCAUCUGACUUCAAAGUAGAACGUGGCAAAUUUUCUGCAAAAUCCAGCCCGACGUCAAUAUCUCAAGCCAAAAUCCAGAAUAUGAAUUUUGAUAUUUCAGUCCAGAAGACCUCCAAAUCCAAAAAGCCCAAAAAGGAAAGGGCAGGAAGUGCAGGAAAGGGACCAACAUCCAAAAUUUUGUUAACAUCCAAUGAGUUUGGUUCUGGCGAGACUACUUCGCCAUCAAAACAAGAUGAAGAGAAUUCUGCAAUGUCAUCAUCAUCAGUUAGUCGUUCGUUGGAAGAGAAUAUUGUUCUUGAUGCUGCACUACUUGGCUCAAAGAGAACUCUUGCAAUUGAUGAAGAAUUGAUUCAAUCUAUUCCUGCAGAAUCACAAGAAGUUGCAGUCCAUCAGAAUGGGAGUGAACCUCCUAUUAACAAGGAUAAGAAGGAUGGUGAGAUGUCUUCAUUUCCAACAGCUAAACAUAUGGAUUAGGUGGAUGACAGAGUAUAUGUUGAUGUUUAAAUAGAGUAGAUUAGAUGUUUUUUUGUUGAAGUUACACAAAUGAUCUAGCUGUCUUUUUUUAAGCUGGGCAUUGUAUCAUCCAUAUGUACAUUAGUAGGAAUGGAUUUAUAUUACAAAUCAUGUCCAAAUCUUAUGUCAAUCUCUAUCCUAUUUUAAAUAUUAGGUAUGCCGUA
Molecule: messenger RNA, 2473 nt
Organism: Cajanus cajan (pigeon pea)
Lineage: Eukaryota; Viridiplantae; Streptophyta; Magnoliopsida; Fabales; Fabaceae
Product: mechanosensitive ion channel protein 3, chloroplastic
Biological process (GO): transmembrane transport
Cellular component (GO): membrane
Source: RefSeq, a predicted model, not a curated record